This is a messenger RNA of Vicia faba (fava bean), 1005 nucleotides long. Lineage: Eukaryota; Viridiplantae; Streptophyta; Magnoliopsida; Fabales; Fabaceae. The record is from the annotation of a GenBank genome assembly.
AUGGUGUUCUCCAUCUCCAACUCACUCUUCUGUUUCAUCUUUCUCUUUUUCUUUCAACCCUUUCAUGCUGUGGUGGCUGAAGAUGCUUCAUUUCGACGACCCUUUUCGACCCACGAAAGACCCGUCGUUGUCAACUGUAGAGAUUUGGUGUUGAAGUCAAAGUGCUCACAGAACUCCAAAUGCAGGUGGUGCACCAGUCAAGUUCUUGAUGAUACUUGCUUUGCUAAAUCUGAAGCUUUAAGGUUGCCUCAUCAGGUUUUCUCUUGUUCAGAUUCAGACGCGGAGAAGAAUAAUUCCUCCAAAUCAGAGGCAGAAGCAACAACAUCGUCUUCACUUUAUCAUCAUAAUCCAUCCGAAUUAGCCUUUGAGGAUGAAACAAUUGAGAAACCAAUCGAGUCAUCUGAAAAAAAAUAUUUUUGCGAGAAAGCUGACUCUAUGGACACCACAUGGAUCAUCAACUCCAUAAAUACAUCCAGUAUAUCACAAUCACAUGCUGCAACAAGGAAAGACAUUUGGCUAGACGUGGAAGAAAGAUUCGCUGAAACCAACGCACAGCGUAUCCACCAAUUAUGGAGAACUCUGAGUUUACUUCAGCAAGAAUCUAAGAUGACUGUAACUGAAUAUUACAACAGGUUUAAACGUCUUGCCGAUGAGCUAAGUGAAGAACAGUCACUUCUUGAAUGGAAAUGUGAAGCUGCUAAACAGACUAUGCAGAGAGAAGAAGGCAGUCUCGUUCAUCAAUUUCUUAGUGGUCUUGAUGGAUAUCUUUAUGCUGACAUCAAAAGAACCAUUUUAAAUAUUGAUCCACUUCCUUCCCUUAAAGAAACUUUCAAUUACGUAUUAAGGGAAGAAUUGAGGAUCAAUGCAGAUAAAAUAAGGGAAGUGAAGCAACAAACAAGUUCUGGUUUUCAUUCUUCCAAACAGAAAAAUAGUGAUGAUAUAAGGACGGAAUGUGACGAUUGUGAAACAAUUGGAUUACAAGACGGAUCUGAUUUUUUCGACUAG